AGAAAAUUUUUUUAAUCUUAAUUUAUUUAAUCUGAUGGCUCUGGGUCCAAAAGUUAACGUUAUUAUUAACACCAUUUAUUUACCAAAAUAUGGAAAAGUUGGGGAGGACCGCUGUGUUAUUGAAAUUUAUAAUGGGUGUACAGUUGCCGAAUUAAUUGAUAUGGCACGGUGUCAGAUAGCUAAUGAUAGUGGAACUGUUUGGGACGAUAAUCCACAAUUUCGAGUUUAUCUGAAUGGUCAAGAACUUUCAAUGAAUUCUCUUGUAUCUGGAAAUCGCAUGUACAUAAUCGACGUAAUUGAACAUAAGGACUAUUAA
Molecule: messenger RNA, 316 nt
Organism: Meloidogyne enterolobii
Lineage: Eukaryota; Metazoa; Nematoda; Chromadorea; Rhabditida; Meloidogynidae
Source: the annotation of a GenBank genome assembly